AUGGGAAUUCUUAAUUUAUUUCUUGAACUUUUUUCUCAAUCUCUUUCUUUCCCAAUCUCUUUCUUUCUUUCUACCUCAAUCUCUUCCUUUCUUUUUCAAUCUCUUUCUUUCUUUUUUUUUCUUUCUUUCUUUCUUAAUCUCUUUUCUUUCUCUUUCUUUUUUCUUUCUUUAUUUCUCAAUGUCUUUCUUUCUUUCUUAAACUCUUCUUUCUUUCUUUUUUUCUUUCUUUCUUUCUUAAUCUCUUUUUCUUUCUCUUUCUUUAUUUCUCAAUCUCUUUCUUUCUUAAACUCUUCUUUCUUUCUUUUUUCUUUUUCUACCUUUCUUUAUUUAUUUUUCAAUCUCUUCUUUCUUUCUUUCUUUCUUUCUUUCUUUCUUUCUUUCUUUAUUUAUUUAUUUAUUUUUCAAUCUCUUCUUUCUUUCUUUCUUUCUCAACUUCUUUCUUUCUUUCUUUCUCAAUCUCUUCUUUCUUUCUUUCUUUCUUUUUUUCUUUCUUGCUUGCUGUCUAUCUCAAUCUCUUCUUUCUUUCUCAAUCUCUUCUUUCUUUCUCAAUCUCUUCUUUCUUUCUUUCUUUCUUUCUUUCUUUCUCAAUCUCUUUUUUCUUUCAUUCUUUCCCAAACUCUUCUUUCUUUCUUACUUUCUCAAUCUCUUAUUUCUUUCUUUCUUUCUAUCUUUCUUGCUUUCUAUAUCAAUCUCUUCUUUCUUUCUUUCUUUAUUUCUUUCUUUCUCAGCCUCUUCUUUCUUUCUUUCUUUCUUUCUUUCUUUCUUUCUUUCUUUCUCAGUCUCUUCUUUCCUUCUUUCUUUCUCAAUCUCUUCUUUCUUUCUUUCUUUCUUUCUUUCUUUCUCAAUCUCUUUUUUCUUUCUUUCUUUCUCAAUCUCUUCUUUCUUUCUUUCUUUCUUUCUCAAUCUCUUCUUUCUUUCUUUCUUUCUUUCUUUCUCAAUCUCUUCUUUCUUUCUUUCUUUCCCAAACUCUUCUUUCUUUCUUACUUUCUCAAUCUCUUAUUUCUUUCUUUCUUUCUAUCUUUCUUGCUUUCUAUAUCAAUCUCUUCUUUCUUUCUUUCUUUCUUUCUUUCUUUCUUUCUUUCUCAAUCUCUUCUUUCUUUCUUUCUUUCUUUCUUUCUCAAUCUCAUUUUUCUUUCUUUCUUUCCCAAUCUCUUCUUUCUUUCUUUCUUUCUCAAUCUCUUCUUUCUUUCUUUCUUUCUUUCUUUCUUUCUUUUUUCUUUCUUUCUUUCCCAAUCUCUUCUUUGUUUCUUUCUUUCUUUCUCAAUCUCUUCUUUCUUUCUUUCUUUCUUUCUUUCUUUCUUUCUUUCUUUCUCAAUCUCUUUUUUCUUUCUUUCUUUCCCAAACUCUUCUUUCUUUCUUACUUUCUCAAUCUCUUAUUUCUUUCUUUCUUUCUAUCUUUCUUGCUUUCUAUAUCAAUCUCUUCUUUUCUUUCUUUCUUUCUUUCUUUCUUUCUUUCUCAAUCUCUUCUUUCUUUCUUUCUUUCUUUUUUCUUUCUCAAUCUCUUCUUUCCUUCUUUCUUUCUUUCUCAAUCUCUUCUUUCUUUCUUACUUUCUCAAUCUCUUCUUUCUUUCUUUCUUACUUUCUCAAUCUCUUCUUUCUUUCUUUCUUUCUUUCUUUCUCAAUCUCUUCUUUCUUUCUUUCUUACUUUCUCAAUCUCUUCUUUCUUUCUUUCUUUCUUUCUUUCUAUCUUUCUUGCUUUCUAUCUCAAUCUCUUCUUGCUUUGUCAAUCUCUUCUUGCUUUGUCAAUCUCUUCUUUCUUUCUUUCUUUCUUUCUUUCUUUAUUUCUUUCUUUGUGGAACCGAAUCCAAAGAGGGGUCUGGGAAUUACCGUUAUCUGUCUGUCCUUGUUUCUUCCUUUCUUUCUCAAUCUCUUCUUUCUUUCUUUCUUUCUUUCUUUCUUUCUCAACUUCUUUCUUUCUUUCUUUCUUUCUCAAUCUCUUCUUUAUUUCUUUAUUUCUUUCUUUUUUUCUUUCUUGCUUGCUGUCUAUCAAUCUCUUCUUUCUUUCUCAAUCUCUUUUUUCUUUCUUUCUUUCCCAAACUCUUCUUUCUUUCUUACUUUCUCAAUCUCUUAUUUCUUUCUUUCUUUCUUUCUUUCUAUCUUUCUUGCUUUCUAUAUCAAUCUCUUCUCUCUUUCUUUCUUUCUUUCUUUAUUUCUUUCUUACUUUCUCAAUCUCUUCUUUCUUUCUUUCUUUCUUUCUUUCUUUCUAUCUUGCUUUCUAUCUCAAUCUCUUCUUUCUUUGUCAAUCUCUUCUUUCUUUCUUUCUUUCUUUCUUUCCUUCUUUGUGGAACCGAAUCCAAAGAGGGGAUAAUCCAUAAAAUUUAUUUUUAUUCUUUGUUACUGUUAUCUUUCUUUUUCUUUUCUUUCUUCAUUAUCAUCAUCUCCUUCUUUUUCUUCUUCUUCUUUUUCUUCUUCUUCUUCUCUUUGUUCUUUCCUCUUCUUCUUUCUUCUUCUUCUCUUUCUUUCUUCUUCUUCUUCUUCUCCGACUCCCCCUCCCUUCUUCUUCUUCUUUUUCUUUCUUCUUCUUCUUCUUCUUCUUCUUCUUCUUCUUCUUCUUCUUCUUCUCUUUGUUCUUUCCUCUUCUUCUUUCUUCUUCUUCUCUUUCUUUCUUCUUCUUCUUCUUCUCCGACUCUCCCUCCCUUCUUCUUCUUCUUUUUUUUUCUUCUUCUUCUUCUUCUUCUUCUACCUUUCUUUUGUUUUUUAUUGUUAUUUUUUCUUUCUUCCCUUCUGCUGUUCUUUUUUCAUUCUUUUUUAUCUUUCUUAUUUCUUUUCUCUUCUUUCUUUCUUUCUUUCUUUCUUCCUUUCUUUCUUUCUUUCUUUCUUCUUCUCCUCAUCCUCCUUCUUUUCCUUGAAGAGAUUGACCCAGCGAGCAUAGCAUCUAUUCAAAUGUGUUUAACGUCGUUCAUUUUUUUCCACAGUCCGAACAGAUGCAAAUCGGAUGAUGCUAAAUCCGGAUUGCACGGGGGAUGGGCUAAGAGAGCUAUGCUAAAAUUGACAACUAUCACUAAUCUAUCUAUCUAUCUAUCUAUCUAUCACUGUAUGUCUUUCCAUUAUCUAUCUAUCUAUCUAUCUAUCUAUCUAUCUAUCUCAGUCUGUUCAUAUCUAUCUAUCUAUCUAUCACUGUAUGUCUUUCCAUUAUCUAUCUAUCUAUCUCAGUCUGUUCAUAUCUAUCUAUCUAUCUAUCUAUCUAUCUAUCUAUCUAUCUAUCUAUCUAUCUCAGUCUAUUCAUAUCUAUCUAUCUAUCUAUCUAUCUAUCUAUCUAUCUAUCUAUCUAUCUAUCUAUGUCAUUCUGUUUCUAUCUAUCUAUCUAUCUAUCUAUCUAUCUAUCUAUCUAUCUAUCUAUCUAUCUAUCUCAGUCUGUUCACUAUCUAUCUAUCUAUUUAUCUAUGUUUUUUUUCUCGCAAUUCUUGCUUGUGGAAUUCUCUUCCGGUUCCAUGA
Acanthosepion pharaonis is the source of this 3435-nucleotide messenger RNA. The record is from the annotation of a GenBank genome assembly. NCBI's taxonomy places the organism in Eukaryota, Metazoa, Mollusca, Cephalopoda, Sepiida, Sepiidae.